Scleropages formosus (Asian bonytongue) is the source of this 5723-nucleotide messenger RNA. Its product is annotated as sterile alpha motif domain-containing protein 9-like. The transcript is spliced from 3 exons. Gene Ontology annotation, molecular function: protein binding. The record is from RefSeq and is a predicted model, not a curated record. Bases 510 to 5048 code for a protein of 1512 amino acids. NCBI's taxonomy places the organism in Eukaryota, Metazoa, Chordata, Actinopteri, Osteoglossiformes, Osteoglossidae. Gene Ontology annotation, cellular component: cytoplasm.
UUAAGGCGGCCGCUGAGGAGCUGCUCUGCGACUGUUCUGUGGUUUCCGUUAUACGGAUCCUCCCAGAUACGAACUAGGCGCCUUGAAGUAUUUUGUCCGUCCUAGAGAAAGUGCUAAAUACAAGUGUUUUUUCAGCUGUGUUCUAACAUCGCUUUUUAAGAUGGUUGCCUAUUUAAUGUACGAUGCUGCGAAGAUUUAAAUGAAAAAAAAACGUGAAGACUAUCAUGAUGAAUUGUGGUUUUUGUUUUUAGUCGUAACCUGUACCGUACUUUUCAGAUAGACCUCUAGCUGGGAGGUACGUUUGUAUCGGAAUCCUGGGAAGCAUCGUGUACAGCAUUUAUUAGUAAGGAAAAAUGACUGAGGCGUUUUUUCCCGCCCGUUGAACUUCGCGUGGAGCCAAGAGGAGCAGCACGAGCUGAGCUUCUCGCAGCUACAUUGACUGCGGUAAGCUGUACACCGCCUUCCUUCUGCAUGUACCUCGUCAUGACAGUCAAAACAUUGAAUUAACCAUGGAUCACAGGAGUAUACCAAUUGAAGACUGGACAGAAUCUCAAGUGAGCAGCUGGUUAAAGUCUAUACAAAUAAAUGAGAAGUAUAUUGACAAAAUUAAAGAGGAAGAAGUAAAUGGACAAAUCCUUUUGUCUAUAAAUGAAGAAUAUCUGGGGAAAAAAAUUGGAAUGAAAUCAGGGCCGGCCCAUUUGAUAAUUACAAAAAGAAAUGAAAUGAUCAAGCCUUCCCAGAUGACAAAGGGUCAAGAGGUAACAGUUAGUAAAACUAAAAGUUUGACGCACCAUGCUGGAAAGGAGUCCAACGCUCACUCAAAUGCAGAGAAAAAGGAACACACCAAAUUUAAGAAGGACUGUAAACCAAGGCCUUUCUGCAAGGAGGGAACUGACUUCAAAUAUGUAAAAUACAACGUAUUACAACCUGAAACAGGUGUUGUUGACCUUAUAUUACCUUGUCAUGAAUACAAAUCAUUUGAAACAGCUUGUAUGUUAGACCGCACGAGGUUGCAAGCUAAACUUGCCAAGGAAACUCUCAAAUUUGCCUGUGGAUGCAUGAAUAUGCGAUCAAAUGGUACAAUACACUUUGGUGUGAUGGACAGUAGGGAUGACACUGGUUAUGUUCAUGGUGAAAUAACUGGUAUCCCUGUUACAGAGAAAGAUAUGUAUGUUGAUGCCUUGGAUUAUAUAGAAAAGUGCUUCAAAUCUGACAGUCACCUUGUAAGACAAUGUAUUCACCCUCCUGAGUUUGUUGAAGUUGUGGACAUGAACAGCAAUGAAAAAAAAUACGUGGUUGAAAUUGACAUUGUACCCAAACUUUGUGUUGUGAGUAGCAAAGUGUUUUCUGUCCAGCUCCCAAACUUUAAGGAAACUUCCAAUAAGGUUGAGUUAGAAAAGAAAACAGUGUAUCGUCGAGUAGGUUCCAAAACAGAACCUGUUAGCGUCGAUGACCAAGGUGAAUUUUUCUCCCAAGUUGCAUACAGAGAUAAUUGUAGAAGGGAGGCUGAAAACACCUCAAACAUUCCAGAUGUGCAUGAAGAUCUGGGAAGGAAGUUGACAGAGCUGAUUGCAGAUAACAAGAAAUUCAUUGACAAAGAAAGGUGGCACAUUCUUGUGACAAACAAAUUCCAUAAAGAGCACUUGGACUCGAUUGACUUCUUACUGAACCUCAGGAUUUUCAGUGUCUUUGACUUUGACCCUGAUUCUAAAGUGUCAGGAUUUUGCAGUAAAUACGAUAAAUACCAUGCUGCAAAUUUGCAUUUCUUACAAGACUAUAAAAUUCAAGAUCAAAGUCUCAAAGAGUUUGAAUGUUCCCUACAUUUGUUUGAACAAGUCAGUUGGAUUUUCUGCAAUGGACGAACUGAUUUUCGUAGAAAAGAAAUGCCUUGUGAUGAAAUGAGUUGGAUCCAAACCAAGAAGUCUCUUCUAACUGAGGCAGUGUCCUUGAUUUGCAAUCAAAUUCUACCACGUGGCACAUUUUUAGUAAUUUUUCUUCUCACCUCACCACUAGAACUGCCAAUUGUUCAUACUUUCCAUGCCUUUUUUGCUGAAAUGCAAGGGCAUGAAGACAUAAUUUGCAUUUCUGAAACCCAGGAAAAUUACAACAAGUGGGAAGGUUAUGCCACAUCUUCUUGCAGUGCAGAGACUGUGAGCUCCAGGAGUAUUGUGGGGAUGAAAAUGAACCAUGUCAAUGCUACAAUUCAGCAGCUUCAGCCAUCAUCAUCAACACCUUCCAGGUGUUUGCCCCUUUCAAGUAAAGCAGUGUGCCUGCUUGAAACAGUUCAAGAAGAAAGAAUGUCAUCUUUAGAGAUUUUGAGUGUCAAUCAGUGUGAUGAUACUAAUGUUGACUUUAAGGAUGAAAUUGAAAGAGUUGAACAGGAUUUCUACCGUGGGGGUAAAGUGAGCUGGAUCAGUUUCUGGUUAUCAGAAAAAAAAUAUGUUGGAGAAUUCAUAGAAAGAGACGUUUACAAAGAAAUUUCCAAACUCAUCAGUGACACUCCCAAGUGGAGCAUGGAUCAAACACCUGUUAAUGAUAUCAAGAUAUAUCACCUACCUGGUAGUGGGGGAAGCACCAUUGCACGGCAUGUGCUAUGGAACAACAGGAAAAACUUCAGAUGUGCAGUUGUAAAGCCAUCAUUUUCUGCUUCAGCUGUUGCUGAGCAUGCAGUCAAGCUAAGAGAGUAUGAAGAGACUGAUGUAAAGAACUGUCUUCCAGUGUUGCUGCUAGUUGAAGAUUUUGAGAGAGAGUUCCUAGGAGACCUGAGAAAAGAACUGGAGGUAGCCAUGAGAACCAAGAAAGUUGUGCAAGGAACACUGUGUUUUACUCUUUUGAGCUGUAUACAGUCACGUGACCCAGAAAAAAUGCGUAAAGAAUCUCCAUUUCAGAGCUUUGCUGUUACACACAAACUGUCAGCUGAUGAGAAAAGACAGUUUGAGCGUAAAAUGACAAAACUUGAAAAACAGUAUGCACCAGAAUACAUCAUAACAGCUGUAAUGAUGAGUAAGGAAUUUAACAGACAAUAUGUUGAAAAAUUUGUCAAAGAUUUGCUUGAAGGCAUUAAUCGCUCACUUGUCGUCACUCGCCUCAUUUUGUACGUCGCAUUACUCAACACUUAUGUUCAGAACUCUUACCUCUCCCAGUCCCACUGCGAAGCUCUGUUGUUACUAACCAUGGAGCUUACCUCAGAAAACCAGGAGACAACUGCCAAAAAUAAAAAACCCAGUUCUGAAAACAGGUUCAGGAGGCACUUCUUUGAAUCUUCAUUAAGUGUACAAGCUAAAGUUCUUUUCCUCCACCUAAGAGAUGAAAAAACAUAUAUCCAGUCUAUACGCAUAAUUAAUCCUGUGGUUGCUGAAGCAGUUCUCCGACAGCUUCUAGGUGGUCAGCAGCAGGGUGAGGUAGCACUGCACCUUCUUCGUGAGAAAGUACUCUUUCAAAAUAAUUUUGGGAAAGACCACUAUCACAAAUUUUUGCGAAAUCUCUGUAUUAGACGAAACAAGAUAAGAGAAGGUGACAAAUCUGACACUUUGUUUUCUCCGCUCAUUGAACAUGUUAUGGAAAAAGAAACACCAGAAAUGGCUGUUGAAAUUCUGGAAGAAGCCUACAGAUGUUUUGGUGAAGAUGCCUUCUUUGCUCAGCAGCUUGCACGGUUGCAUUAUACAAAUGAAAAUUUUUGGGAUGCCAAGACAUGGGCUGAGGUAGCAGAGAAGAAGUUGCCAAAUUCCUUCAUCUUGGAUACAAAGGGUCAAGUGUUUAAAAGAUGGUUUAAAGCAAAACGAAAAUUACUUGGAGAUGGUAACCUAACCCCUGAAAGUACAGUGGAUGCAAUUGCAACAGCACUGGAAGCAAUUGAUUGCUUUAAAACUUGUCAGGAAGCAGCAAAUUCAGAACAGGAAACUAUGAACAACUCAGGAUACUUUGCAGAAGUUGAAGUGGAAUGUGAUCUUAUAAAUCUCAUUUUAAAAGUUUUCCCAACAUGUUCCAAGGGCCAUGCUAUGUGUCUGCAGUACUUGGUUGAAGGUUACAUUCCAGAACUAGUGAUGAAGCCCUGGGAGAAGUUUCACAGUAAACUGAAAUACCUUCACAAGAAUUUGUUUGGAGCCCUGGAAAGAAUUUCUGAAGAUCUGAGCUACUUCCAGACUGAUAUUGAUGGAGGACAGGAUGGAUUUCAUAGCUCAGAAUUUAAAAUAAGGAAUCCCAUAAGGUGGUUAGCAGCAAAAACCACCUGGUACGGUAGACUUUUUAGUGAUGUACCAGUACCUUCUUGUAGUGAAAGCCAAUUCUCAAGUCGCAUGAAAAUUUGUGCUCUUGGUGGUGGUAAUAUUACAAACAUUUUUUCUCUCUUGUCUGAAAAGAAAGAAGAGAAAUUGGCUGAGAUUGUUCAGGUUUAUUGUGAUCAGAAAGGGAAUCUUGAUCAAAUACAAGUCACCAAUUACAUAGCAUCUCAGAUUGCCUUAGGUUGCCUUUCAGAUACUCCAAAUUUCAAUCUACAGGAUCUUCAGAAACUCAGUGAGAAAUUCCCAAAAGACAGAAGUAAAUGUCAGCCAAAUGCUCUGUUCUUGCUCACAUUGCUUUUCUGGCCAGAAGAUAAUGAUAAUGAGCAUCAGAAAGAUCUGAAGUACGAAAUUAUCACGUCAGCUGUUGACUAUCUUAAGAAAAGCUAUACAAGUAAAAGGAAAGAAGUCCCUCAGAAGGAGCAAAGAAUUUUUACUCAUUUUUUCCUUGGCAAAGGGAGGGGACUGAAGAAAAUUGUUCACAAAAGUAAAAUGGAAAACCUUGCUCAGCUCCCACUGUCACAAAAAAGAAUGAAGUGGUUCAGUGGAGAUGUUUGGAAAACACCAGAGAUCACAGCACUACUGAGACAUGUUCAAGGCUGGACAGAGAAUGGAAACAUCUACAUUGAGGGCUCAAAAGGAAAGGCGUUAAAAAUCCAUGCCUUGAACUCAAAUUCAGUUCCUGAUGGUAACGAGAAUGUUGAAUUCUUCUUGGGUUUCACAUUUAAUGGCCCUGUUGCUUGCGGAGUCACGGUCUCCAAAACCAAAUAGUUAAUGAAAGUACAGUGUAAAUGAGGUCUGUACCUUUUGCAACAUUUAAGAAGCUCAUCAGAAACUAACUAAAAAUACUUAUCAAACGUGAUGGUUCUUGAAAAUUCACCAGAUAUUCCAAAUCUGGAGAAAGGCUUUAUUGUCAGGUUGCGGUGAAAAGGACAGUGUCUUUGAGUGAUGUUGUAUUAGGGACACCAAAUGCCUGCUUUGUCAUGCCCUCAUGCCAAUCAACUGCACCUGCCCCGAAUUAGAGCAGCCAGGUAUAAAGAAAGCCGUGCCAGCUCGUCUGGUUGUGGGACCUCAUUGAGUCUACCUGUUUCUCCUGUGACAGCAAAAGAACCCCAUGUACCUCUUCAUCCUUCGUCCUUUGCCCUUUGUUCCUUGUUUGCUGCCUUUCCGGUUUCAGAUCUCUUCCUUUGCCCGAUCAAUUUAGAUUCUUGUCACGUCCCAAGAACAACGUCUGCGCCUCAAACAACCCAUGCCUGUUCCCAACUACGAUCCUCGCUUACUCCUUCUUUUGGUUUCCAUAAUAAUUGGUCCUGCAAUUGGGUCCACACCAGCGCCUCAGUCUCCCGCCCUCGUCCCUAACAUGUUUGUUAUUCUUGUUCUUUUAGUUAGGGUGAUGUGGUGGCACAGCAGGUUUGGCCUGUGUCUGUUUGCUGGUGGGUCUGGGGU